AUGUCCGCCAACUCUCUGAACAAGAUCGCGCCCAACAGCCCGUCGAGGCAGAACCCCUCUGAGAUCGAGACCAGCAUCGCCAGCGCGUUGACUGACCUCGAGAACAAUGUCCCCGACCUGAAGGCUUCUCUGCGCCCUCUCCAGUUCGUCUCUGCUCGCGAGAUCGAGGUUGGCCACGGACGCAAGGCUAUUGUCAUCUUCGUCCCUGUUCCUCUUCUGUCCGGAUGGCACAAGGCCCAGCAGCGUCUCACCCGUGAGCUCGAGAAGAAGUUCUCCGACCGCCACGUCCUGAUCGUUGCUUCCCGCCGCAUUCUCCCCCGCCCUAAGCGCUCCAACCGCUCGCGCACCAACCAGACCCAGAAGCGUCCCCAAUCCCGGACUCUCACUGCUGUCCACGACGCCAUCCUGACCGACCUCGUCUUCCCCGUCGAGAUUGUCGGCAAGCGUCUCCGUACCCGUGAGGACGGCAGCAAGAUCCUCAAGGUUGUCCUUGACGAGAAGGAGCGUGGUGGUGUUGACUACAGGCUCGACACCUACAGCGAGGUCUACAAGCGCCUCACUGGCAAGGGUGUCAACUUCGAGUUCCCCCAGAGCCAGCAGACCGACUACUAG
This is a messenger RNA of Alternaria atra, 612 nucleotides long. RefSeq lists its product as uncharacterized. Gene Ontology annotation, biological process: rRNA processing; ribosomal small subunit biogenesis; translation. Gene Ontology annotation, cellular component: ribosome; small-subunit processome; cytosolic small ribosomal subunit. The transcript has 4 exons. Lineage: Eukaryota; Fungi; Ascomycota; Dothideomycetes; Pleosporales; Pleosporaceae. The coding region runs from base 1 to 612 and encodes 203 amino acids. The record is from RefSeq and is a predicted model, not a curated record. Gene Ontology annotation, molecular function: structural constituent of ribosome.